CGGCGCUGCACAAAAAGCGCCUGGUAGGCAGCCGCGCGGGCGCCGCUGGCUGCGCAGAAAUCGAAAACGCAUAGGACCCGGCCCGCCGCGCGCCGCCGGGCAGCCAUUUGGACGCGCCUGACAGACACAAGAGCACCACUGGUCUGGGCCACCGGUAGCCAUGUUCAGCGCCGCGGAGCUCAAAGCGGCCAAGGACAAAGCGAGGGAGGAGGCCCGCCUCAACAAGGCCCGCGGCCAGCAGCAGGAGAAGCACUGGUCCUGGCUGUUUUCCACGUUGUGGACGGGACUCCGGCGGAGCCCGCGACUCCACUUGAGUGUGCCAGAAACGGUGCUCUUCGAGGACGGCACGCCCACGAAAUGGUUAGGAACAGAUGACGACGGCUAUCUGAUAAGGAGGGACUUAGAACCCCCGGCCCUGAAGGCCGUGCGCGGGUCCAUGAGCGUCCCGAACGACGUGAGAGACGAGUUCUUCGCGUCGGAGCGCAUCAAGAUGUUCGCUCAGAAAUUUACCGAGGCCUGGAGGAGGGGAGGGGGCACCACGGAGCUGCAUAUGGAGGACGAAAGCGCCCCGGCCGUGUGCGUCGCCGAGUACUACGAUGGUGUUAGGGAAGAUUUAAAUGUGAAGCAGCUCUUGUACCUCGGUUCGCACGCGCGCUGGCGCAUCCAAGUCGCCUCCUUGCAGUCGAAGGUCACGGCGCGACGGACCGCCUCCGGAUCAUUCAGGAGGAAUGCGAAACAAUCGCUCGCCCCGAGAGCCGAAGCCGCGGCACGAGCGGCGGCAGCCUUGGCCGCGGGCCAGCCCGAGCACGCGUCGCGGGACGACCUCGCCCACCUCGCACGAGCGCUCGCAAAAUUCGCCGAGUCGACUUAUGCUCCGGCCAAGUCCCGACUGACGGAGCUCGACGACGAGGACAUCGGUCAAGCGACGGUCGAAGAUUUGGGGUUGGAGGUCGACGCGCUGGACGUCGAAGCCUCCGUUGAUGGACGAGGCACGUUGUGGUUGGUGCGGUGCCCCGUCUGCCACAUCCGCUUCGUGAACCGAGCGCCCGCGCGCGUCGACGCCGAAGCGUUCGAGGCGCACGAGGCGACGAGGGAAGAAGCUAAAAAUGCAGGAAAGGAAUUGAUGAGAUUGCUCGCACUGGCAGCUAAAAGAGGCGUCGACAGUCGGGCCUCGUUCAAGCACUUCGAUCCCCAAGGGUUAGGAAGAGUCGACGUGGCUGGAUUGAUCACUGGAUUAGACUUACUAGGAACGAAGAUCUCGGACGACGCGGCAGCCUUACUCCAGGAGGACCUAUCUGGUUCUUCGAUACGAGGCUUCUCCGUGCAAGAUUUACAUAGAUUCAGUACGGACGGCCCGCGGCCGCGCAAGGAACCGAGUCGCGCGGAGCGGGAAGAUCUGCGGGCGACGCAUCAGCAAGAGGUUUCAGAAGGUUUGCGAUCUGUCCAAACUGCCGAGGACGUCGCUCUCCAGCGGGAGCGGACCAAAAGGUUACUAAACCCUCCAGUACAAGCGCCGAUGACUACUGGUUAUAUGGCCCGUUCUCAGGCGAAACAAGAGCUGUCGGAUAGUGAGUCGGAACUGAAGACAAGGAAGCGAGCACCACUAGCCCUCUCGAAGAAGGAGAUAAGGGAGCGCUGGGGCGGCGACUUCCUCUCUCUCCCGGAUACGAGGAACCAGUCGCGGAAAGCUCUGGCGGAAUUGCGGAACGCGGCGAAACGACGACGGAAACGAUUAGCGGAAGAGCGCGAGGAGGAGGAGGUGCGGCUGGCCGAGGAGCAACGACGCCUCGAGAAGCGCGGUCCCCAGGUCGAGGGCCCGGCCCCCGCGCCCGACGACGAGAGUGUGGAUGAGUCCGAAGAAGACGAAGAUUCCUCCGAGGACGAGCAGACGAAGAAGUCGGCGUUAGCUGAAUCAGUAUUCCCUUUACCAGACAUGUUAAGUAACGAGGACGAGUUCUACCACGUGCAACAGGGCGUCGUGUGUACCUACAGGUACUUGGUGGGAGCGAAGCACCCAGCUCCCUCAAAUCUGGGCACGGCUACGUAUCUAGAGCAGGCGAAAGCAUUAAUUGACUCCGAAGCGAUCAUGGAUCGAAAUAAUAGGCCCAAAAAUCUUCCCAGCGUGACGAAUAAACCGAUGCGCUUUUUACUGGUCGUAGCUCCGGACAUCUUCAUGACGCUCGACGCGUUGCAGCGAGAUUUACGACCGUUGCUGUCAAGACCCGACGCGGUCGGCGACGCUCUGUUAGUGGGUACGCCCGGCUUGCCGCAUACGGUCUGGCCCGCUGGGAGAUUCGGUGCUAGAAAGUUGGGGAAUGUGAACAAUUCGUUACAAGCGACUUGUGUGGAACAGUUGCUCGUGCAUCUGAAGAACCGCGACCGCCUCCCGCGAGACAAGGACCUGCGAAUUAUUUUCCUGGGCUUUGGGAACGGCGCGUGUUGCUUGGCGAAGUUCGCUUCUCGUCAUUUGACGGAACGGGCCCAAGCCCUGGCAGAUGUGAAGUCAAGUACUGUAGCGAUGAUUCUGGUCAAUGCUUAUUUCAGCGCGAACGGCCUCAAGAAGAAGGCCAAGACCCUCCAUCGCGUGCUCGCGUCGGCCGUGAAGGCGGAACGCGUCAUGGCUAUCGAGUCUAUGCACCUCUCCCCAGAGUUUAUAAAUGAGCACGGUCGCGAGAAGGUCUGCAAAGAGUUCUGGCAGGCGCGCAAAUUCGUCAUCGUCGGCGAGGCUCCUGAGGAACUCAUAAAAUCAGCAAGAAGACCGGCCAAGGAGACGGGCCCCCAGGGCGCCAUGGCGCAGCUGCGAGGCAUCCUAGAUCACGACGAUGUGCGACCUGUGUUAAACCGUAUUGUCGUGCCUCUCGUGCUGUUACAGUCGUCUCACUCAACCUUUGUCGAUAGUGAUCUAGCGGUCAAUGCCUUAGAGAAGGCGCGCGUCGACCGGGCUCCGUCGGCGGCGUCUGCCGUCAGGACGGGAGGCACCAUCUACUCUUACGAGGAAGUGGACUGCGGCCACGAGAUGAACCAGGAGAACCGGAAAAUCAUCGCGACGACGGUCUUUGACGUCCUCAGGGCGUCCGUCGACGAAGAAGAGGAGACUACCGUAGUCUCCCUUGACGACCCGCCAAAGUCCUUCCUGAGCUACGCGUCGGCGCCGGCGCCCGCCGCGCAGGACCAGGAGGUCGUGGCCGCCUUACGGCGAGCUCGAGAGCGCGAAGAAUUGGAGAAGUCCAUGGCCGCGGCUUUGGAUGCCGAGGAUUCGCGCGUCUCGACGGCCCAACCUGUUGAGUCGUCGUCCAGUAGUUCGGACGAGGAGUACGUCGAUUCCGACGCACUAAGUGAAGAUGAAAUGACCGUCGACUCGCAGGGCGUCGAGAAGAAAAAACGGCGGAGACGAGCCAACAAAGGUUCGAGCGAGAAGCGUCGGAAGCGCGCCGAGAAGCGGCGACUGGCGGCCUUACGGAAAGCCGAAGCGGCCGAGAACAUCAAGACCGCGGAACGGGAAGAACGUUUUUCGAUGCGGUACGAGGACUUUCGGAGCCGCGAGGUGCGGAAGGACGAGCAUCGCUUAGCUGUAUACUUGGAGGGCGCCGAUCGCGCGUUAGACAAGGCGGACUACAUCCUGGAGCAGCGCGACGAGGAGGAAGCCGUGAAGCUGAGACACGAGCAGGGCGUGGUUCGCACUUCACUCAAAAUGGAACGGCGGGAACGGGAGCGGCAGGAGGAGGAACAAAUGCUCGUCGAAUGUGUGAAACUCGAUGGGGAGGCUUCUGGCGGGUAUUUGAGCGGUGGUCUGGAUCGGUUUGUAAGAGGUUCGACCGCGAAAAAGGACUCGCGGUGCCCGCCGAUGCGGGAGAUCCGCGAAAGCGCCAUGCGCAUGACGCAAGAUUUGUUUGAGGCUCGUUCUCGGUUAGUGUUGGCCUUGCAACAGUGUCUACAGCUCGAAGACGUGGUCAAACAAUUUAGUAAGUCCGCGGAGCGGGCGGACCACGAGGCGCGAAAACUGCAGAGAACGCUGCGAUUGCUAGAGUCGAAUCGGGGCCUGAAAGGCGCACUGGCGCCGAAACAGACCGAAAUAGACGAGAUGCGCCGCGCCCACGAGCUCAAGGUAGCUGAGUAUCAGUCUACAAGUGAUGUGCUCGCCAGUCGCGAGAGGAAGUUGCGACUGGCGAAUCGCAUCGCCCAAGCCUUGAAGGUAGUGGUAGAGAAGAAGGAGCAGGCCGCGCAAAUCUUAGUGGCGGCUUUGGAUCGACUGGGCCGGAUGUUACGAACAAGAAGGGGCCAGAAGCGCCUGGAGAAAACGGAAAAGGAGAGAAACGCCGUGGAGCAGCGCAAGACCAUCAAGCAAGCGAAGGAUCGCUUGGCCAAAGUCGACAUCGAAAUUGGAAGGGUCAAGGGUCACACGGCCGAGUUCGUGAAUUCGGAUCUGUGGAACCCCGGCGUCCUGCAGCGCAUGGCCACGAAAGAUCUGAAGCAUUCGCUCAAUAAGGAACAGUUGGCGUUGGAGCGACGUGUCAGGGAUCUCGAUCGCACGUUAAAACAGUCGGAGCGAGAUCUGCGAGCUUCCAAUAGAGAUCUGAGGGCCUUGGACGGCGAGGCCGCGACCGUCGAGGACGUCAUGAAUGCGGUGGUGGACGCCCACAAGGAAGCGACCGGAAGAUCCGUCAUGCAGGAAUUAAAAGAUAUGAUCCAGGAGCAGGAACGCGCCGCAAAGCUCGACGAAGAAAGGGCAGCAGAGGAGAAUUUGCAGAACAAGGCCAACAAAACAGGGCAAGGUGAUUGUGUGGCGAUGCGUGUGAGGCAUAUGAAACCAGCAGAACGUUCGAAAGAUGAAAAAAAAUGGGUUGCUUUAGAUGUGCUGAUUAAUCCGAUCGCGUACGGCCACGUGUCCGAGCAGGAGGCCGAGGAGAUGAAGUACGAUGCGGACUACGCGCCGACGCUGCCGCCCGAGGACAUCGAGCGGAUCCUGGCGCUACCGAGGGUGUUGCAGUUAGCCUUACCGUUUCUUUUUUCUGACCAGGAGAUCGAAGCUCACCGACUGCUGUGCAUGUAUACCCACGAAGAGGGGGAGGCGCACUUUAGAAGCUUAGAUAAGACGGGGCGCGUGUUGGAGGGCGGUUUGCAUCAACGUAGAGUUACGUCUGUGGACCACGAGGACCCGCUGCGACGCGAGUCGACGCAAACACCAUCGAACAGAUCCUUUGGGGCACAACAAAAAACUGCGGCAUUGCUCGACAUUGUACUAAGGGAGAGGCGUCUGGCACGGCUACGGUCGAUGCAGGCGAUCGAGCUGAGUGAGGACGAGGCCCGCUACUUAGUACUUGACAGAUUGUUACAUCCUGAGUUGAAUUUCGCGCCCCAAGCCAGUGAUAAGGAUGCGGACGACGACGCGCGGGCCUUGGAGCUGCUCGAAGAGGCCCAUUCUUCAGCUGGAAUGGACGCUACCGUAGGCCUGAACCAGGGAGAUGAAUAUGUCGCACAGCGUAAAAUGUACGAGCAGGGCGCCACGGACGUCGAGUUACAUUUCGCGACGAAGUGGUUCCCCUACCGCAUCAACGGCGAAGCACACACUAGAGAAACGUUACUAGAGUUGGUCGACGCCGUGCCACCGCUGGCGUUCGAGCCGGACGAAGAAGUUAGAUUGCUACUCGAGGAGUUUUACGUCGACGGUCGGGUCGACACGCACGGGCGGCGCAGGAAAGGCGCGCAGAAACAGCUCGACAAGCAGUUCAAUAGGAUCGCCCAAGAUAGAUAUGAUAGGAAACAGCGCGAUUUAACGGACUUUCCCGAGGAAAGUUCGCUGGAAUCGCGACGGUCUCGAGGUAGUUUUGAUGAUGACGGGACGCUCGAAGAUGGUCUUGUUGGUGGUGAUCCGCUACAGAAUGUAGCUAUAGCUCGAGCGGAGCGCUUUGGCUCUGACGACGAUGAGUCGACGGUGACCAUUGCCAAACCACCAGUGACUGUUGUAGAGAGUGUAGAAAAGUUGAACGAACUAAGACCGAAGCCGAAAGACCCCCAAGCUGUCUUAUUUGAAUACGAGGGCAAACGCGCGUCGUUGUUAGAUGAAAAUGAAAGUCUCGAAACGCGAGAAUCGCGGACGCAUCGGUUCGUCGUACCCGAGGAAACGGAUAGGAAGUUCCUAUCACUUACCAUAACUGUUGUUUACAGGGGAGUUUUUACAGCAAGAGGCUAUCGACUCGGAAGGAUUGCCGCUACGUUGUUUCGCCUACCUACGAAGGGCCAAUUAUCGCCACCGAUACCUAUCGGGUAUGCGCCCUACUCCUCGCAACAGUUGAACACGGGCACGACCUUCGGCAAGACCGUGCUCGUGCAUGAUCCGAGUGAAAAGCCUCUGAAAAGUGGAGUCUACAACGUCGUGUUAGGUGCAGCUUCAGCAACUAAAUACAGUAUUACCGUCGAAGCCCACGCCGUGCGGACGGCGAAUGCGGAAUUAGAUGCACAACACAAGCGCGGUGUGGAGAUCCAAGAGAGGUUGAAAGUUUGUAGGGUCGCGACCGACGAUCUCUGGACGUCGAUGCGCCUCGGCGAGCGGAAAGUGCUCGUAGUGCAAGGCUUGAUGGACGAGGCCGAGGUCGAGUCCAGUCGUUGUGAAGGCGAGACGGAGCGGUGCAACCAGGAGCUGCAGAUCGACGACGAGCGCAUGGAGAUGACGGACGAGCAGUCGCGGGCCGUGUCUUCAAGUUGUACUUCAAUUUGCGGUGUGUCGGGGUUUGGGGGAGGUGUUACGCUCUCAAUACGGUCGCGUGGGGCGCUCGGCGGUCGUGUCCGAGUUUGAGCUGAAGACAUCGGUGCCGAGACAGCGAGGAACGCGUCGCGUCGAUGGCGUGGGACGACGCGCUCCGACGCCGUCGACGUCCACACAGGCGCAAGGCCCUCUACACGCAAGUAAGAACUCUAGAAGUGGAGUUCGCGCACUGGUGCCGCCUCUUCGCGUCUCGUUCUCAAGAACGCGUCGACCUGCUGAAGGGUUUAAGGGUAUUGAGAGAGGAACGCCGGAAACGCUUGGAAGAAAUCGAAACGCUGAGCAAAGAGCUGACCUGGCUCCAGAAGCACGCGCCGAGCGCGGCGGGCCUCGUGCAGGGCAUCGACGCGGCGACCAAAUCAGCGCUGUUAUUGAAUACGACGUUCGAGAACAUCAAGUCCGACGCCGCGACGAAGGCGAAGUGGAAGAAACUGGCCUCCGUCAAGGGCCUCGUGACGUCGAUGAUGACGCCCGCCGAGGAAGUCCGUAGAAGGCACCGCCAGGAGGGCUGGAACGCCCUCACUUUACCGGAGCAGCAGUGGGCCGUCUUGGACCGCAUCCGCGAGCCGCUGAAGUACGGCUGGUUAGCUGAUCAAGAAGCAGCUGAGGACUUAGAUCGAGAGCGGAAGAACCUGAAGCCGCUGAAGCGGAAGCUGCCCCGCGCGUGUCGCGGCAUGGCGGGCUACGCUAAAGGAGAAUUAGAUAGGGUGGCAGCAUGCACCUUUGACAAGCUCACAAGACAAGAGAGAGGUGUCUGGAAGCUCAUGAAGCGGUUCCACAACGACCCCCAACUACUGGUGGAUCGGAGGAAGGUCGGCCCCGAGGGCUUUGACCCCGAACUGGCCGGUAACUGUAGGUUCAAGCACCCGCGGUCCUGGACGAAAGAAGAAAGGGAGUGGGCGUCGCUGGACAAGAUCCUGAACCCGGAGCUCUGGCACGGCCUCAAACUAAGAUCUAUGAAGGACCAGUCGCAGGAGACCGCGGACCAGCUGCAGUCGUAUCUGAAGCCCGCCGACUGCAUCAAGGAGACCAUUGACCCGGAGGACGUGCCCCCGCCCUCCGUCGCGAAGAAGAAGUCCAUGUUCGGGCGCAUGGGCAACUUGUUCGGGCAGGUCGUUUCCUCUGCGUUAACUACUACUGUUGACGAUGCUGCCAGACUAGCGACGGAGGAGGGUCGCGAUUGGAAUUGUCCCCUCUCGAGACCGCAGAUCAUGGAGGUCUGGGCGGCCGCUCGGCCGCAGGCCGCCUGGGACGCGGACCGCUGCAAGGCCCACGUGUUGCUGAAGAAGUAUAAUGGGGAUUUUGCGGAGUUUUUUGCUAUUCAAAAACAGCAGCUCCAACAGCGGUCUCGCGAGGCCGCCGUCGGCCAGCAGAACCGCCUCGCGCGGGACUUUGAAAAAGUAAGUGUCGAAACGGACCUUGAUGCUCGCUGUCGCCAGCUCCAGUCGGAGAUGGACAAAGCUGUGCACAAUUCGAACCCGGAGAUGAACUCGUCGGUCUUGCACGGCGGCGUGCCGCAGCGCUAUCCUACGACGGUGCUGCGGUUGGAGCUCGAGAGAGAACUGGAUAGUCUACUGAGAGAGCAGGUCUACGAGCGAGAGAGAGCUACUCGCUUCUUACUGGAGCAGGAGGACCCCGACGCGGCCUUCGAGACCGAUAGCAGCGACGAGGAAGAGAAGGAGAAGAGGACUGGAAUUAGAAAACCUGAUCAUGUGAGCAAGAACGUCUUCCAGCAGCGCAAGGCGGCUCUCGCCGAGGCCGGCAAGGACGAAGCGACCAAAAUGCUCGAAGCCGAGCUACAAGCUCUAGGACCCAAGGCUUGUUUAGGCUGUCGCAAGCCCGUGUGCGAGUGGACCUCGUCCGUCGACUGGGACCAUGUGAAGCAGCGACGACAACAAAUUAGUGAUGAGCUGGUUUACGUGAGGAUGCACCCCGACGUGAAGGUGCUCGAGAGUUACGUGCCUCUGUCGGCGGCUCGCGGGGGUAAUCCGAACUUUCGGCGGGACGAUUUGCUGUAUGAGUUGACCUGGGAGGACAAGCAGCUGGCCAUGCGGUCUCGCUUGGAUGCUCUCGACAGGGAGUUACAUGACGCCCACGCGACGAACAAGGAGUACAUGGAGGUCAAGGCCUUACAUGGCUACGCGACGAUGAUGUGGACGAACAACGUGAGUGCCGCCGUCCGGACAUGGCCCUUCAACUUGUCUCGCGGCGAUGGCGUCUUGGUGAGGCCGCGUCGCCGCGAAGCCGUCGCCGCGACGCCGUCGACGCGGCCGCAUGAGAGUGCGGCAGUUUCGCGACGGUAUCGUUCACACGCAGGCGCGCCGCGCGCUAGAAAGGGAACGUAAUCGCUACGUGGCCAUGGUCGUGGCCUCCGAUAUAGUAGAUGAUGCUUUAGAAUGGAUGUUGGAGGGCUGGCACUUUGGGGAGCGGGAGUCGCGGUAUUCCGUGGCGGGCUACGUGCCAUCGCUCAAGUCCGACGGGUUCGUGCGGGCCGGGAGUGACCAGGUCCUAGCCCAGGCCGACGCCGAAGAUCGAGCCGCCAAACGAUCAAAUGAACAGCGAGACGAAGCGGUCACAGGUUCGCCGCGAACGAAGGCCGAGAAGAUCGAGCGGAACGCGCAAUUCAGACUAGGCACGGAGAAAGUGGCGAAAGAUGGGAACGACCACGAGAAGCACCUGGAUUUUACGGAGACGACGCUCAAAUUCGGGCUGUUCUGUAUUACUCUGAUGUUCUUUAGAGCGAUGUCUCUGGUCAGACGAGAACGCGACACCUUCAGUGGCACGCACGACGCGAUUACGUCGGAAGGCAACCCCCAGAAACCGACCGAAGAACGACGCAAGAUGCGCCGCGAAAAGGCCCUGCUCGAAGAACGGCAAAAGAAGAUGCAGCACGUGCUGAAUCGGGCCAAAGUCGGCGAGGAGCGCACUAGAAAACGCUUGGCCAAGGAGCGGGCGGAAGCAGCCUCGAAACUCCAUGAGAAGGUCCGGCGCGAGAAGCGCGAGCUCCAAGCCUGUGCCAAGCUCCAGGCCUUCUACCGCGGCCAUCUCGGCCGGAAGGCGGCGCGGCGAUGGGCCGUGAAGCGCGCGGAAUUGGAGGCGAUGAACGCCUUGAUGACGGCGUCCGCGAUUACGAUCGAACGUGUUUUCAGAGGCUACAUGGGCCGCAUCGCGGCUUCUGUUGCGCGCAUGGAGAUGGCCGAGUUCAUCAGUAUGAUCCGGCUGGAGGAGGCCCAGGCCGACGAGGACGAGUACUGGCGGACGCACGGCUGGGCGCGCUUGAAGCGGAACGUCAUGAUGUUCGUGCGCGCGACGUUCGAGCGCAAGGCGGACGUGGCCGAGGAGGACAUGAAGAUGAUCCAGUCGCUUACCGCCGCCAUGGACGAGGACUAGUUGUUCUCUGCCGCAGACUCACUUGCUGCCUCGCCGGCGUCGUCGUCGCCGCGAUGAUGCUUCGUCGACGUCUCGCGGGGGCUGGGAUUAACCGCACUGUUUGUUUACUUUCCCCGGGUUGCUCGGCGACGUCGUGUUCAUUCAGUUUUCUUAGUAGUCCUA
Pelagomonas calceolata is the source of this 10312-nucleotide messenger RNA. The record is from the annotation of a GenBank genome assembly. NCBI's taxonomy places the organism in Eukaryota, Pelagophyceae, Pelagomonadales, Pelagomonadaceae.